GAGGGCAGAAAUGGAAAAAGGAAACAUCCAAUUAUUACAAGAGGAGGAAAAUGCGAAGAGUGGGAUUGGGCCGUGGUCGGAAGAAGAAGACGGGAUACUUAGUGAUUUAGUCAGCAAGUUCGGAGCGAGGAAUUGGAGCUUUUUUACAACAUUUAUCCCCGGCAGAUCCGGUAAAUCUUGUCGUCUCAGAUGGUGUAAUCGCCUCGAUCCUUCCCUUAUGCGCAUCCCCUUUACUGAUGAAGAAGAACGUAUUAUAGCCUCAGCUCACGCGAUUCAUGGGAACAAAUGGGCAUCGAUUGCAAAGCUGUUACCAGGAAGAACUGGUAAUGCUAUUAAGGACCAUUGGAAUUCAUCACUUAGCCGACGGGGUGGCAAUUUCUUUGGGUCGGAGGAGGGUAGUUUAGAUAAAUCAAAUGCAUCAUCAGAAGAAACCCUAUCAUGUGGAGAUGUAAAUUCCUUCAAAAUCAAUCAAGGAGUAUUAGAUGUCACGAGUGUUGGCAAUGUGGAAAAUGAGCGACAUACCCUUCUUCGUCCCAGGGCUGGUGUUAGUGCAUUUAACUUCCAAGAUGGGCUUGUGAGUCCUGUGCCAUUCUCCCCAAAACCUGAUUAUGGUAUAAUAAGCAAGUGCAAGUGGCUUCAAGGUGAACGGUUAGUCCCUCAUAGAUGCGGUCAUGGUUGUUGUGACCUGUCAGCUGAUCAGAUAUCAUUGCUGAGUGGUCCCGAAUUCGUGGAAUAUGCUGACCCGCCAUCUUUUCCAAGCCAUGAACUGGCUGCGUUAGCAACGGACAUAUGUAACAUUGCUUGGCUGAGAAGUGGCUUAGAAAAUGGCAGUGUUGAUCAUUUGGUUGGUAAUAACACAAGGGUAACAGGGACAUUUAACAAGGCUGAUGUGCUUUCUUCUAGGCCUUCAAAUUGGAAUGGCAGCCUUUUGUGCAACUUGCACAUGUGAAAGGAGCUGCUCGGGCUAACAAGGGUAAUGUUUUGGUUUUUCCUUGGCCAUAACUAAUUAAAGGAAAAAUGUGGCGUCUUUUUAGUCAUUAACGAUUGAUAGUAAAAGCUAAGUAGAUGUUUGCAAAGCUAGCUUUAAUGUUGUUGUAACUCAUUGGGUGAAUGAUUUUUGGAUUUGGGACAGAAACGUUAAUUGAUGAUAUCUGAGCUAGAUCAGAUGUUGACUUCA
Erigeron canadensis is the source of this 1177-nucleotide messenger RNA. RefSeq names its product transcription factor MYB1-like. Gene Ontology annotation, cellular component: nucleus. The record is from RefSeq and is a predicted model, not a curated record. Gene Ontology annotation, biological process: regulation of DNA-templated transcription. Lineage: Eukaryota; Viridiplantae; Streptophyta; Magnoliopsida; Asterales; Asteraceae. Bases 11 to 949 code for a protein of 312 amino acids. Gene Ontology annotation, molecular function: RNA polymerase II cis-regulatory region sequence-specific DNA binding; DNA-binding transcription factor activity, RNA polymerase II-specific. The transcript is spliced from 2 exons.